Lottia gigantea (owl limpet) is the source of this 489-nucleotide messenger RNA. RefSeq lists its product as hypothetical. Gene Ontology annotation, biological process: iron ion transport; intracellular iron ion homeostasis. The transcript is spliced from 4 exons. The record is from RefSeq and is a predicted model, not a curated record. Gene Ontology annotation, cellular component: cytoplasm. Gene Ontology annotation, molecular function: ferrous iron binding; ferric iron binding. Lineage: Eukaryota; Metazoa; Mollusca; Gastropoda; Lottiidae. The coding region runs from base 1 to 489 and encodes 162 amino acids.
AUGUUUCAUUAUAAUAGUAUAAUGCAGUUAAAUGGAAGAAUAAAUGACACAUUAUCAGCUAGUUAUACCUAUCUUACAUUGGCAUUCCAUUUUGAUCGGGCUGACAUCGCUCUACCAGGAUUCUACAAGUUUAUGAUGGAAGCAUCAGAGAAAGAGAAAGAAGGUGCUAUGAAACUGAUGAAGUAUAUGAACAAACGAGGUGGAUGGUUCAAACUUAGACGAAUUGUAACUGAAGAAAGAGCCUGGUCAAAUGGUCUUGAUGCCUUACAAUUUAUGUUGGAACAUGAGAAAAUGAUGAACGCAAACUUCUUGUACACCAGGCAAAUAGCAGACGAAUCCGGCGACGCACACUUGAGUGAUUUUAUAGACGAAGAAUUCUUGGUACCAAGAGUAAAGUUUAUCAAGAAAAUAGCCGACUAUAUUAGUCAACUGAAAUCUUUCUCUAAGGAUUAUCAUCUGGGUGAAUACAUACUGGAUGAAAAUUUAUAA